CAGUUUGACAGCAGCACUGUCUCUCUAAAGAAAGCUCAGCUCUCACUUUUUUCUCAAGCUUUCUCAUUAUCGCUCUCAUUGUCUUCUGCUUUAGGAAAAGAGGGAGUGCAGUUCGUGUAUAGGGGCCUGUGUCUGGAAUAAGAAAGAAUAAAAAAAAGCAUCGUUCUCAUUGACUGGGAGAGAAAAAAGAGAAGACUCCUCUAGGUUUCCAAAGCGUUCUUACUGACCGACUUAUUUACAAGGAAUUGAAAUCAUCUAACUGGGUGUAUAGGUCAUGGGCUACUGUCUUACACUUUCUGGAUUUCUUGAAGGGAAAUCUUGAGGAGUCUUGAGCUUAUAAUCUUCCAGUCUGAGAUCAUCCCUCUGGCAGUUGUCUAAUAUUGGAGUGCAUAUACUUGUGUGGGUCUCUGGCAUACAGCAUUGAAAUAUGUGCAUCUGGUAGACGUUUGGCACCAGCAUAAACUGUAAUGAGCACCAUCAACCUGAGUUCCCUGUCCUGAGACGGCAACAACAGGAUGUACCUUGGAGGAAGGUCUCAGGAUAGAGAUUCAACUAACGUUCAAUCCUGCAAACUCAGGGUCUUCAACUCUAAAAAUAGUGAUUGGGGCUCAUAAAGGCUGUGAACAAACUGCUUCUGAGAAUUCAGAUCUGGUUAACUCACUGGGGUGUGUGAGCCAGUGAGAAUAAGCCUGCCAAAGGAUGCUGGUGCCAAUCUGUCAAACGAUGCACAUAGAUAGGCCAUUGGUGGUACUCCUGUGCUUCCUCUUCCUGGCUGAUGCUGAGACGCCACCAAAGUUUACACGAACUCCCGAAGACCAAACAGGUGUCUCGGGAGGAGUAGCAUCAUUCAUUUGCCAAGCAAUGGGAGAUCCACGACCUAAAAUUGUGUGGAACAAGAAGGGGAAGAAAGUCAGCAAUCAGAGAUUUGAGGUGAUAGAAUUUGAUGAUGGAUCUGGGUCUGUGCUAAGAAUUCAGCCUCUGCGCACUCCUCGAGACGAGGCUAUGUAUGAAUGUGUUGCCUCCAACAGUGUUGGGGAAACUAGUGCUUCCAGCAGACUCACUGUUUUACGUGAGGACCAGCUCCCUUCUGGUUUUCCCACCAUAGACAUGGGCCCCCAGUUGAAAGUGGUGGAGCGCACUCGCACAGCCACCAUGCUUUGUGCUGCCAGUGGAAACCCUGACCCAGAAAUAACAUGGUUCAAAGACUUCCUGCCUGUUGACACGAGCAACAACAAUGGCCGUAUCAAGCAGUUAAGAUCAGGUGGUACACCAAUAAGAGGUGCCCUCCAAAUUGAGCAGAGUGAAGAAUCUGACCAGGGAAAAUAUGAAUGUGUUGCAACCAACAGUGCAGGCACACGCUAUUCUUCUCCUGCCAAUCUUUAUGUCAGAGUGCGGCGUGUUCCACCUCGAUUUUCUAUCCCACCCACAAACCAUGAGAUAAUGCCUGGUGGCAGUGUAAAUAUCACAUGUGUGGCCGUGGGUUCACCGAUGCCAUAUGUGAAAUGGAUGCUAGGCGCAGAAGACCUGACUCCUGAGGAUGACAUGCCAAUAGGCAGAAACGUGCUGGAACUCACAGAUGUCAGGCAGUCUGCAAAUUACACAUGUGUGGCCAUGUCCACCCUCGGUGUUAUAGAGGCUUUCUCUCAAAUUACAGUGAAAGCAUUGCCAAAGCCCCCUGGAACACCAGUUGUGACAGAAAGCACAGCCACUAGCAUCACAUUGACUUGGGACUCUGGAAACCCAGAGCCUGUUUCUUAUUAUAUAAUUCAGCAUAAAGCUAAGCUAUCUGAAGAAGGCUACAAGGAGAUUGAUGGGGUAGCAACUACACGUUACAGUGUUGGUGGUCUCAGUCCAUACUCUGAAUAUGAGUUCAGAGUGGUGGCAGUGAACAAUAUCGGGAGAGGCCCACCGAGUGAGCCAGUGGAAACAAGGACAGCUGAGCAAGCCCCAAGUACAGCACCUCGGCAAGUUACAGCACGCAUGCUGAGUUCAAGUACAAUCCUGGUCCAGUGGGAGGAGCCGGAAGAGCCUAAUGGUCAGAUCCAGGGAUACAGGGUAUAUUACACUAUGGAUCCAAGUCAACAUGUCAACAAUUGGCAGAAACACAAUGUGGGGGACACUCGCAUCACAACAAUUAGUGGUCUUACCUCACAGAAAACCUAUCACAUUAAAGUUCUGGCAUUUACCUCAGUGGGCGAUGGGCCAUUGUCAAGUGACAUUCAGGUCAUAACAAAGACUGGAGUUCCACCUCAGCCAACUAACUUCAAGGCCGAAGCAAAAUCAGAAACCAGCAUUUUGUUGUCAUGGACACCCCCCAAAGCAGAUGCCAUUCUUGACUAUGAACUUGUUUACAAAAAAGGAGAACAAGGAGAAGAGCAACGUGUCACCUUUAAGGCUGACACAUCCUACUUAUUACAGGGCCUGAAACCCUUCAGUACCUAUUUCUUCCGACUAGCUGCCCGCUCCACAUAUGGCCAAGGCGCGGCUACAGCUGAAAUAUCAGCUGAGACCCCACAGACACAGCCCUCGGCUCCCCCGCAAGACAUCAGGUGCACAAGCCCCAGCUCCACCAGCAUUCUGGUAAGUUGGCUGCCACCACCAGUGGAACUGCAGAAUGGAGUCAUUACCAAGUAUUCUAUCCAGUAUGCUGCCAUCGAUGGAGAGGAUACCAGUCCCAGGCAAAUCUCAGACCUUCCCCCUGAAACCUCACACUACCUCUUGGAAGAUCUGGAAAAAUGGACAGAGUACAGAGUGACAGUGAGCGCCCACACAGAUGUUGGACCUGGCCCAGAAAGCUUACCCCUGCUUCUUCGCACCGACGAGGAUGUUCCCAGUGGUCCCCCUCGCAAAGUUGAGGUGGAGGCUGUCAACUCCACUUCAAUAAAAGUGACUUGGCGCUCGCCGGUCCCCAACAAGCAACAUGGUCAGAUCCGAGGCUAUCAGGUACAUUAUGUGAAGAUGGAUAAUGGAGAACCAAGAGGUCAGCCUUUGAUCAAGGACGUCAUGCUUGCAGAUGCACAGUUGGAAUUUGAUGAUGCUACUGAACAUGAGAUGAUAAUUUCUGGUCUGCAGCCUGAAACAACAUACUCUGUCACUGUGACAGCAUACACAACUAAAGGAGAUGGCGCUCGCAGCAAGCCCAAGUUGGUGUCAACAACAGGCGCAGUUCCAGGAAAACCCAGACUCCUCGUUAGUCCAACCCAAAUGAGUACUGCUCUAAUUCAGUGGCAUCCACCAGUGGAAACAUUUGGUCCUCUUCAUGGCUAUCGACUUAAAUAUGGUCGUAAAGACACAGAGGUCAUGACCACGUUAGAGUUUUCUGAAAAGGAAGACCACUUCACCAUCACAGAUAUUCAUAAAGGAGCAUCUUAUGUGUUUCGGCUUGCUGCCCGCAACAAAGUUGGCUUUGGAGAGGAGAUUGUGAAAGAAAUUUCUAUUUCAGAAGAUGUACCUAGUGGUUUUCCACAAAACAUUGCCACUGAUGGUAUCACUUCUUCAACAUUGCAGCUAAGCUGGUCACCACCUGUACUGUCAGAGCGUAAUGGUGUUAUUGUCAAAUACACUAUCCUCUACAAAGAUAUUAACAGUCCAUACAAUCCUUCUGAACUUAUUGUCAUGCCUCCUGAAACCAGCGUGACAAUCAGUGGCUUAAAAGCAGAUACCACAUAUGAUAUCAAAAUCCGUGCCUAUACCAGCAAAGGUCCUGGUCCCUAUAGCCCAAGUGUCCAGUUCAGGACACAACCAUUGGAUCAAGCAGUGUUUGCAAAAAAUUUUCAUGUGAAAGUCGCAAUGAAGACAUCAGUGUUGCUAACCUGGGAGAUUCCAGAAAAUUAUAACCCUGCCUUGCCAUUUACAAUUCUUUAUGACAAUAGCCAAAGUGUUGAGGUGGAUGGGAAAGUCACUCAGAAGCUUAUAACCAAUCUGCAGCCUGGAACCCAGUACUCUUUCUUGCUUACAAAUCGAGGUAACAGUGCUGGGGGUCUUCAACACAGAGUCUCAACAAUGACGGCUCCUGACGUCCUACGUACAAAGCCUUACUUCAUAGGGAAAACCAACUCUGAUGGCAUGUUGACCGUAGAACUUCCUACAGUCCAGACAACCGAAAAAGUGAAAGGAUACUACAUUAUUGUUGUGCCUUUAAAGAAACAACGUGGAAAGUUUGUGAAACCUUGGGACAAUCCAGAUGAGAUGAAUUUAGAAGAGGUACUCAAAGAGAUUAACAGAACAAGCAGAAGUCUUCGUUUCAAAAGGCAAGCUGAACCAAAGCCUUACAUUGCGGCGUACUUCAGAGAGCUUCCAUCUGAGUUUACACUUGGAGAUCAAAAGGUGUAUGGUGACUUUGAAAAUAAGCAACUUCAGAAUGGACAAGAAUACGUUUUCUUUGUUUUAGCUGUGCUGGAGAUAUCAGAGAAUACAAUGUAUGCUACCAGCCCAUAUUCAGAUCCCGUGGUUUCUGCUGAUAUCGAUCCUCAGCCCAUCAUCGAUGAAGAAGAAGGCCUGAUUUGGGUGGUUGGACCAGUGCUUGCAGUAGUCUUCAUCAUCUGCAUUGUCAUUGCCAUUCUCCUGUAUAAAAGAAAAAGAGCAGAGUCUGAUUCCAGAAAGAGCAGCAUUCCUAAUAGCAAAGAAAUCCCAUCUCAUCACCCAACUGACCCUGUGGAGCUCAGACGUCUCAACUUUCAGACACCAGGUUCAGGUGUCUUCGGUUACCCUGGUAACCUCCAUUCGUCAAGUAUGGUUAGCCAUCCACCAAUCCCCAUCCUGGAACUUGCUGAUCAUAUUGAACGUUUAAAGGCUAAUGACAACUUGAAGUUUUCACAGGAGUAUGAGUCUAUUGAUCCUGGACAGCAGUUCACCUGGGAGCACUCCAACUUAGAAGUUAAUAAACCAAAGAACAGAUACGCCAAUGUCAUUGCAUAUGACCAUUCCAGAGUACUGCUUUCUGCAAUUGAAGGCAUACCUGGAAGUGAUUAUGUCAAUUCCAAUUACAUUGAUGGAUACCGUAAACAAAAUGCAUACAUUGCAACUCAAGGUCCCCUUCCAGAGACUUUUGGUGAUUUUUGGAGAAUGAUUUGGGAGCAACGCAGCGCAAAUGUUGUUAUGAUGACUAAGUUAGAAGAAAGAUCAAGGGUAAAAUGUGACCAGUACUGGCCAUCAAGAGGCACAGAGACGUACGGUCUAAUCCAAGUUACGCUGCUGGACACGGUGGAAUUGGCAACCUACUGUGUUAGGACAUUUGCACUUUACAAGAAUGGCUCUAGUGAAAAGAGAGAAGUGAGGCAAUUCCAGUUUACAGCAUGGCCUGACCAUGGAGUUCCUGAACAUCCAACACCAUUCCUAGCCUUUUUACGAAGGGUGAAAGCUUGUAAUCCACCAGAUGCAGGGCCUAUGGUUGUGCACUGCAGUGCUGGUGUCGGAAGAACUGGGUGCUUUAUUGUAAUAGAUGCCAUGUUGGAGAGAAUAAAACAUGAGAAGACUGUAGACAUUUAUGGCCAUGUUACUCUAAUGAGAGCCCAGAGGAAUUACAUGGUUCAGACGGAGGACCAAUAUAUCUUUAUCCAUGAUGCACUGCUGGAAGCAGUAACUUGUGGAACAACAGAAGUGCCAGCCAGAAAUCUAUAUGCAUACAUUCAAAAACUGACCCAGAUAGAAUCCGGGGAGAAUGUAACUGGGAUGGAACUGGAAUUUAAGCGUUUAGCUAACACUAAAGCUCAUACAUCACGAUUCAUCAGUGCCAAUCUUCCAUGUAACAAAUUUAAAAAUCGCCUUGUUAAUAUAAUGCCAUAUGAAUCCACAAGAGUAUGCCUACAGCCAAUUCGUGGAGUGGAAGGCUCAGACUAUAUAAAUGCCAGUUUUAUUGAUGGAUAUAGACAGCAGAAAGCCUACAUUGCCACACAGGGACCCUUAGCAGAGACUACAGAAGACUUCUGGAGAAUGCUUUGGGAACACAAUUCUACAAUUGUUGUCAUGCUCACAAAGCUCAGAGAGAUGGGGCGGGAAAAAUGCCACCAAUAUUGGCCUGCAGAGAGAUCGGCCAGGUAUCAGUACUUCGUAGUGGACCCCAUGGCGGAGUACAAUAUGCCUCAGUACAUUCUCAGAGAGUUCAAAGUGACAGAUGCAAGGGAUGGUCAGUCACGAACAGUAAGACAGUUCCAGUUUACUGACUGGCCUGAGCAAGGAGUGCCAAAAUCAGGCGAAGGGUUCAUUGACUUUAUAGGCCAAGUGCAUAAAACAAAAGAACAGUUUGGACAGGAUGGACCAAUAUCCGUCCACUGUAGUGCGGGUGUUGGGAGGACUGGUGUGUUUAUUACACUCAGUAUUGUCCUGGAAAGAAUGAGGUACGAGGGGGUUGUGGACAUCUUUCAAACUGUCAAAAUGUUGAGGACACAGCGGCCAGCCAUGGUUCAAACUGAGGAUCAAUACCAGUUCUGUUAUCGAGCUGGACUGGAGUACCUUGGAAGCUUUGAUCACUAUGCAACAUAAAAAGCUCAAUCCACCCUGGAUUUUACAGCAGGCCCUUUAAGAUCCAGUGAGCCUCUUCUGAGCCAUAUAUUUGUGCUUGAGAAGUACUUGUUAACUUCUAGCUAAAGACAAAAUAAGUGGAAUAUAAAAACAAAAUGAAUUAAAUAAACUAUUCCAGGUGGACCAAGAAUUUACCAUUUACCAAUCUGCCCCGAAUGAAUGGAGGAGUCCUGACUGCUGAGGCAGCUUAAAGGAAUGUUGUUUUUUUUCAGUUGCCUCAAGGAUUUUCUUUGUGUUGAAAUUUAUAUGGAAAAAAAAACAUAAUAUGGGCAGAACAUGUACUACUUUCGGGAUUACCUAAAAAAACUGAAUGCACAUUGUAAAAGUGAAUCUUGAAAGUAUUGCAAUCAGAUGCAAGUGGACUCUUCAUGAAAUGGACACCAGUUCUUGGUUAAUUACAAACAGAAGACACUGCUUCAACAAUGCCCCCUCCCCACACCAUAAUGCUCAUACGUAAAUAUUAGGGAGAACUGGGGAAUGUUUUAAAAUAAAGUUAUUGAUUUAGUUUUUUAGUACUGUAUUAUACUGCUGACCUGUGCUUCAUUUUUAACUGUGUAAACUUAUUUCCCUUUUUUUAACAAAGUUUAUCAUUUAAUGAAGUGAACUAAAACAAAUGGUUGCUUAAGUGUUACUUUUUUUUUAAUCUUGUAGAUUUUUUUUAAGCUGUAGACCAGUUAUAUGUAACAUCCGGCUGAGGAAAUAUUUUUUCCCCUUUUUUUUUUAUUUCAACUUGAGGGUGGAUUUUUGCACAUUCUUGUGCUCCUCAAUUUGAAUCCAUACUUUUUAAUAUGUUAUACAGUUUCAUUUUUCUCUCUUUGAUUUUCAGGGUUGCAUUUUUUUUUCUUUUUUUUUUUAGGAGAAUUUCCAUACAAAUCAUCAGAUAAACUGGGGCUUUGUGGAAUCAACAGGGAGGCGCACAGUAUAAAGUUGCUGCUACCAAUUAUCUUAGUUCUUCCAUAUUAAGGUGAUUUAAGCAGUUUGCCAAACUGCCUCAGAUGGGUGGGGAGGGGGGGUCGGGCGGGGGGAGGUACUUUAAAACAGCUUCCAUUAGGAGACGUUUGAGAUUACAGGGAAAAGAAGAGGAUGUUCACUGGAAUGCACAUCAUUAGGAUAUUAAAUGAAAUAAAUCAUAUUCCGAUACAGUGCAUCUUUUCUUGUGCAAUAAAUAGCUGUAUAAUAAAUAAGAUUUACAGUACGUACAGUAGUUCCUUUGUGAUCCAUUACAUAGUUCCGAUGUAAAAAAAGAGGAGAUUGUCAUGUCUCAUUAGGUGCACCAGUGUUUAGUGGUUUGUGCAGAAUGCUAAGCUCUUAGCAUAGGUCCGAACACUUUGUAGAUGUCAUUAUUGAUGUGAUAGGGCAAGGCAUACGAGUAUUUGUUCUCUUAAGGUACCAAUACGUUGAAAUAGCCUACUGUUUAUUGUUUAAUUUUGCAUUUAGAGUGCCUUAUAACUAAUGCCUGUUUUUUUUAUAAUGUUCCUUUCAAAAUUUAUGUAUUCUUACAUUAUUAUAGUUUAUAUCUAUUUCAACUUAAACCUAAAGUAUUACUUUUGAACUCGUAUAUGCAAAGAUCUCCAGGCAGUCUCCAGUUUUGAUGAUAUUAUGCCUACGUAAGGUCUUAACUGGAGACAGUCCUAGUACAGUUGUUUUCAGAAACUGGAAAGGAUUUCUAUUAAUUCUGACAAUAGGCUAUUGAUGACCCCUUUUACCUAAUUAUACACAUAGACAUGAAUGACGUUCUCAAGUAUAACGUCAUAAUCCUUUAAGGUUUAUAUGCACUUUUAAAAUUUGAAGCCUGUUAUAUGUAUUAUAUCAAAAGCUUUGGCAUUCGAAAAAUUUUUCUUUUCUUUUUUUUUCUUUUUUUAAAUUUAGCAUGUGGUAGUUUUGUGUCAGGGCAGCUCUGCCAGCUAGAUAAUGUGCGGAGGAAUUUGUUUAGUUGCUAGAAUGAGCUACUUCUUAAUCUUAGUUAUUUUGAAUGAAGACCAAACCUUAGCAGUAUGAAGCACUUUUUUUUUUCUUAUUUUUAAACAUAAUACGGAUGGCUACCUCUAGGUGGAUUUUGGAAAGCACUUCACGUUAUAGAAUGUGACGAGCAUUGCAUAGUUUUAGUACUACAAAAACUUUUUCAAAAGCCUUAUGAAAAUAACAAGGCACUGGGCAAAGUAGCGUAUCCUGAAGGAGACGUGUCCUUGGCAAGCUGGUCAAAAGCGUUUUCGUGGAGACUUGUCAACUGGACGCUCAUGUGGAUGCAGACAAUCGAAGGUGGGCAUAUGUUUGUACAGUUUAUACAUGAAAGCUGCAGAUGCACUGUGUAGAUUUCUGCUGGAAACUAGUGGCACACAUACAGUACACCUUCAUCGAUGCCAGCUUUCUUUUUGUCGAUGUGCAUUCCAGUUACUUUCUUUCCCUCAUUAUUGAUUUAGCUGUUCUACUAGGUUUCCACAAGUCACUUUGUCAACCUGCAGGCGUGUGUUGUUCUUGUUUUUUUUUUUUUUUAUCUCGUUCAUUUGGCAAUGCAUUUUUUUCCAGAUAUGUUUUUAAUUUUUAAUAGCAUAAUAAGUACGGUGCUAUUAUUUAACUACAACUGGAUGUAGGUAUCAUGUAAUUAUCACUUUCUAAUUACAGUACCUGUGUAACUUUGUAUUAGUCCAAUUAUCUUCUGUCCUUUUCAUUUUUUUUUUCUUUUUUCUUUUUUUGGUAUGCAUGCUAAAACAUUGCAAAUGGCCACAACGGGCCCUUUAGGACAAUUUGCACUUUCUAUAUCUUUGUACUAUGCACUGCCCUAUUGAUUCUAAACCCAAUAAUAUAUUACUUGAACCCAUCUGUAAGAAUUUACUUAAAAUUUCACUUGUUGUGUGUAUGUAAAUAACACAGAAAAAUUAAACAGACAAAGGAAAAAAAAAAUAUAUUAAAAAACGAAAUGCAUUUGUGGCAAAAAAAAAGCAUCCAUGUCUGGUGCCAGGAUACUCCAGCAGAAGAUUGCAGAAUCUGUCAUAACCAUCUGUUAUGUGGCUUUGCCAUUCAACCUUGGGAGUGUCAUUACAAAACUUAACGUUGUGUUCUCUCUCUCUCUCUCUCUCACACACUCUUCUCUCACUCCUCUCUCCCUUUCUCUCUUUCUCAGUCUCACUCACUCUCUCUCUCUCUCUCUCUGUUCUGGAUGCAUAGACUGAAAAUAAAUGAAAUUGUAAAAAAUGGCUUGUUAAAAAUCAUACAAUUACCUCUGAUUAGUAGUCACGUAAACGUUUUUCAGAAUGAAAGGAGUGCUUUUUAUUUUCUUACUUAGGUUAUAUUGGUGGCGAAAGAAGUCUGUAUGAAACUCAGUUCUUUGCUGACACAAGUUCCAUUUGUUACAAAUAAAUUCUAAUAAAAAAUCAGUGUUAUGCACCAUA
Molecule: messenger RNA, 9908 nt
Organism: Erpetoichthys calabaricus (reedfish)
Lineage: Eukaryota; Metazoa; Chordata; Cladistia; Polypteriformes; Polypteridae
Product: receptor-type tyrosine-protein phosphatase delta
Exons: 43
Coding region: 700-6480 (1926 amino acids)
Biological process (GO): protein dephosphorylation
Molecular function (GO): protein tyrosine phosphatase activity; protein binding
Source: RefSeq, a predicted model, not a curated record